AUGGAGUACCAGCAGCAUCUACAACAGCAACAACAUGACAUGUCUUUAUAUCAACCUGUGUUGCAACAGCAGCAACAGCAUCAACACCAGAUGCAACAGGUGAUACAACCUCCUCAACAGAUAAAGGCAAGGAUUGAGCAUAUUGAUGCGUUGGAGAUGCCAGAAGACAUCAUGAAGCCCUUUGAGGACAUCAGUGCCGAUGAGGACAGUGAAGAUGAUGAUCUUUCCGAUGAUGAAAGCUAUGACUCCUCAAACAGCAGUGGCGCUGAAGAGGAUGACGAAGCUGAGCAACACGAGGACGAAGAGGACUCCAAGCUCAAGAAACAACCUCGUGCCACCACCUCAAAGAAGGCGGCGGCAGCCACAUCAAAGACGACGACCACGACCAAAGUGGCCAAGACAGCACCUGCUGACAAGACUGCCGACAAGAAGAAGAAGCCUCCCAAUGCAUUCAUUCUGUUCUCUCAACAGAAGCGCAAGGAGCUCAAGAAGGCCAAUCCACAAUUCUCCAACGCUCACAUAUCCACUUUACUCGGUCAAGAGUGGAUGGCACUGCAUCCAUCCGAGAAGAAGAGCUUCUCUGAGCGUGCUGCAAAGAUCAGAGACGAGCAAGAUCAUUCAUAG
This is a messenger RNA of Acytostelium subglobosum LB1, 624 nucleotides long. RefSeq lists its product as hypothetical. Gene Ontology annotation, biological process: regulation of DNA-templated transcription; cell differentiation; anatomical structure morphogenesis. Lineage: Eukaryota; Evosea; Eumycetozoa; Acytosteliales; Acytosteliaceae. The record is from RefSeq and is a predicted model, not a curated record. The transcript has a single exon. Gene Ontology annotation, molecular function: RNA polymerase II cis-regulatory region sequence-specific DNA binding; DNA-binding transcription factor activity, RNA polymerase II-specific. Bases 1 to 624 code for a protein of 207 amino acids.